Helianthus annuus (common sunflower) is the source of this 654-nucleotide messenger RNA. RefSeq lists its product as uncharacterized. The record is from RefSeq and is a predicted model, not a curated record. NCBI's taxonomy places the organism in Eukaryota, Viridiplantae, Streptophyta, Magnoliopsida, Asterales, Asteraceae. The transcript has a single exon. Bases 1 to 654 code for a protein of 217 amino acids.
AUGGAAGACUUAAAGGGGCAUCUACAAUGUCAGACACCGACACAAGGAAGUGAUAUUUGGUACUGGAACAAUAGCAAAAAUCACGAGUUCAGCGUAAAGUGUGUCAAAGCUUCAUUGGGUCAGCAGUUAGACUUAAAUUCAUCAACUUAUGAGUUCGGUUGGAACAAUUGGGUGUCUAACAAGUGUAUAAUGUUCGUAUGGCGUGCAAUAGAGGAGAAGAUAGCGUCUGCUACGGCUCUUAGAAAUAGAGGUUUAAACGUCCAGGAGAUCGUCUGCAAAACAUGUGGAGCUGAUGAAGAAUCUGCAGAACAUAUUUUACUUAAAUGCAAUUUUGCAAAAAGAACUUGGGAGAUGGUAACGAGUUGGCUGAAAAUUCCGAUGGUGAAUGUUAAUGGCAGUUUGAAAGAUAUUCUGAUGGAGAUAAAUGAAAUUCAGCGGAGUAGAAGUAUGCGGAAAGCGAUCCAUGCAGUGGCAAUUCAAACAAUGUGGCAUCUGUGGAAGACUAGAAACGAAAGGGUUUUCAAGGGCAGACAAGGCAAGGUACAGAUCGUUAUGGAAGAAAUUAAGGAGACAUCUUAUCAAGGGGUGAAGCAAAGGUCAAAACACGACUCGAUAUCAAGACAGGAAUGGUGGGAUUUUAAUGUAAUUUUGUAG